CCAGGUCUUCCAUGUGCCAAUGUUUUGAUUUUUUUACGAACUUCGGACUUAAAAUUUUCAAGUUUUAUCUAAAAAUGAAGGUAAUUGUUGAAAAUAUCGCCAAAACAUGCGGAGGACGCAUUUGUCGCUUCACAUCACUGCCUUUAAAAACAAAAUCCGAAGAAAAAAUCGAACUUGAAGCACCUUUUCCGCUGCUUUACACAAGAGGCGCCAGUCUUCCUCACAUCUCCCGCGAAGUGCUUGAAAUGUGCAAUUUUGACCCUCAUCUACCGCUUCUUGUACCUCUGAGCACCACAAUUCACAUGCAAGACACUUGCAAAGCGCUAAAAAUGCCAAUUUCGACGUUUGCUUCGUUGCCCGAGAAGAUGUCUUUUGUCGUGCUGAACGAUCCAACGGAGGAAAUUCGAUUGGGAGUGCAAGACAUGAAAAGUAUGAGUCUUGUGACACGCAAAGGACGUCAUCCGUUAACAAGUGACAAGUUCAUGGACCUUAUCGAUGCAUUCCAACCGGAUUUUUAUCACGUUCUCUGUGAUGGAUGGACCCCAAAAGACGCGAGCAAGAAACGUUUGAGCAAGGCACUCGACAAAUCGAAGAAAUUUUUCGAGGAAUGUUUGACGAAACAUCAAAAAAUGGAGAAAUCCGGAAGUUUUUUCGUCGCCGCUGUCGAAGGAGGCUUAAAUAUCGACGCCAGAAAGGACAUGAUGAACUUUCUAAAGCAACACGAGAACGAAAUUGACGGAUAUUUGCUCGAUGGACUCCACAUGAACGGCCUUUCGACAGUUUCUUUGAUGGAAAAUCCCGAAGAUUUGAAGAAAUUUUACGAAAUAAUCGAUUUUUGUACGAAAACUUUGCCGGAAUCGAAGCCAAAAUUCAUGUUUGGUCCAUUCCCGCCGCCGAUGAUCCUGCAACUCGUCAAAAGAGGCGUCGAUGUGUUCGAUACGUCGUACGGAUAUAUGGCAACGCAGUCAGCAAACGCGUUAAUUUUCGAUUUUGAGCAAGGAGGUGAAGGAAAAUUCGCGUUAAAUUUGAGCGAUGAGGCUUUUAAAGAAGAUUUUAGUCCCUUGAAAGAAGGAUGCGCGUGUCUGACAUGCAAAAAUCAUACAAGAGCGUACAUAAAUCAUCUCGUGAUAUGUCGAGAAUUGCUGGGACAAACACUUUUGAUGAUUCACAACACACAUCACUACCUUGAAUUUUUCAAAACUAUCAGAAAAAGUGUGAAGGAAGACACUUUGGAUGUCCUCAUAAAAUGCGUGGAGCAACAAUAUUCCCCGAUAGAUUUGACAGAAAAAGUAAGAAAAGAGAAAAGGGAACGUUUAGAAGACGAGGAUAAUGUUUCAAUGGUUUCCGUAUAAAAAAAUUCGUUAAAAAAAUUUUA
This is a messenger RNA of Culicoides brevitarsis, 1375 nucleotides long. RefSeq names its product queuine tRNA-ribosyltransferase accessory subunit 2. Gene Ontology annotation, molecular function: tRNA-guanosine(34) queuine transglycosylase activity. The coding region runs from base 12 to 1352 and encodes 446 amino acids. NCBI's taxonomy places the organism in Eukaryota, Metazoa, Arthropoda, Insecta, Diptera, Ceratopogonidae. The record is from RefSeq and is a predicted model, not a curated record. The transcript has 3 exons.